Caenorhabditis remanei is the source of this 2751-nucleotide messenger RNA. RefSeq lists its product as uncharacterized. The record is from RefSeq and is a predicted model, not a curated record. The transcript is spliced from 7 exons. The coding region runs from base 1 to 2751 and encodes 916 amino acids. Gene Ontology annotation, molecular function: nucleic acid binding; RNA helicase activity; ATP binding. Lineage: Eukaryota; Metazoa; Nematoda; Chromadorea; Rhabditida; Rhabditidae.
AUGUCGGAAAUUCUCGACGACAGCAUUCUAAACUCUGAAGAUACUCCGCAAAACAACAUCGAACUAGGAUGUGCUGCUACGGGAAGAAUAGAUCUCAACGAAGACGAAAUUGCGGAAUUGUUAGGUGACGGGAGAACGAAUGGAGAAAAUAACGAGCCGGCUGCUGAAAAAGUGGUCAAUGAAGUGGAAAUGGCAGAAGAAGAGAUCAACUAUAAUCCUGAUGCUUCAUCACCGGAAAAUACUCCAAAUGUAGAUGCAGAAACUGUUGAAAAUAAUGUUGCACCAGCAGAAGAAGUAAUGGACGAAGACGCCCUUCUAGCUGAAAUUCCGCGUGAAGAAGACGCCUCUGAUGAAGGAUUUGAGGAAGUGGGAAACGGUGUGGUCGACGAGGAGGAACAAGAAGAAGAAGCCAUCUCUGCAGAUAGCACAACUGAAAAUGUGGAAGAAGUUGCUGUCGUAGAGAAUGAUGUUCGAGUAGAAAUUCUACUGGAUUCAGAUGGUGAUGUAGUAGAGGAGGAUAUAAUUCACAUGGAAACUGUUGAUGGAAACACCUCUCGUAAACGUAAUGCGGAAGUAAGCAGUCCGCGAUUUCCAUCAAGCAAACGUCAAAAAAAUCAAAUAGCAAGUGCCGAACCGUUUAUAAUUGCUCGAGAAGAAGCAAUUAAUUUGAUUACAAGGAUUUAUGGAAGCUGGGAUGAACAACUGAGUGUUCCUCGUCUACGUAUCCUAAAUGACAUGAAACACAAAAAUUUUAAGCAUUUAGUAGAUUUUCAGACGGAGCAAACAAACAAAUUACACAGUGAAGUGAAGAGGCUAAAAGAGGAACUAGUGCAAGAACGGGUAGCGCAUGCAACGACGACAGAAGCCCUCAGGGAAUUGACUGAUGAAGCAAUACGAAUGAGAAAACAAAUUACUAGACUGAAAUCAACGCUCACUCAACCAAGAACUGAUCAACUUAUUCAACACCGUGCACAACAACACGCAUCAAUUAAUCAAGCUGCCCCUCCGUCGCGGUACAGUAUUCAACAUCAUCCAGCGAAUAUACCAAAUGUCAGUCAACAUCCACAUCAUGUUCAACAGCAAAUGCAACAACAAAUGCAACAUCAACAACAACUUCAACAACGUCAUUAUCAUCAUCAACAACAACAACAACAUCAUCAUCGACAACAGCAACAGCAAAUGAGAUACAAUUUGCAAGCAAUUGCACAGAGAAGAUCAACCGGACAAAAUGCUCCACAGUUCAAUGGCGCUCCACAUGGAAACGUGUCAAUUGUGCGUGGCAAUCCAAUCCCGUCAUUAAUGUUGAGACCCCCACCACAACAAGAACCCUUCAAUUUGAAAUGGACCCCAAUACCACAACCAAAUGGAAUGGGUCACACCGAUACAAAUGGUGUUCGCACUGGAACAUUUGGACCACCGCUUAUCGAUGCUUCCAAACCAAAUGACAACACCUUGAAAUUGCAUGUACCAUAUUGUCCUGCAAAUAACGUCAUUUCAAGUGGAGAUUCAGCACGUCUCCCAACAGUUCCAAAGUGCUUUGAAACUCUUCAUGCAUCACCUGACUUGACUGUUCAUAUUGUAUCGACGCCUGUGGAUUUCAGAGAAACUUGGCAGAUUGCAGGAAAGAUUAAUUAUGAGUAUUUGGGAAUGUUAGACAAAACGACGAUCCAAGUAUAUGUACAAGUAUCAUCUCUAAAAUUCGCCGGAAUGAGCGGAGCACCGAUCCCAGAGAAUCCGAUGAACGCCAUAGAUUGGGGAAUUUCGAAAAAGUGGCCUUGCAAAGCAAAAUCACACAAGUUCCGUGUCGUCUUCCAUCAACAACAAAUGCUACCAGUCAACGACCGGCUUACUGUUAUUGCGGUGGCAACUAAUCCUGAAGCUGGAACUAUUCAAGUCUCACAGGUAAAAAUGGUGAAUUUGUUCCCAAAAACUGUCGAAUCCGAUGAGGAGAUGGAAGUUGACGAAUCGGACGAGGAGCAAGUCCAAGAUGAAGCUGUAACUGUUCGAAAGAAGAAGAAGAUUGCCAACGCGGCAGAAGAAUUCGCUCAAGAUUUCGUUUUCGAAUCGGACAAUCUAUUUGUUGAUCGAGAAACCGAAGAUCUCCAGAAGUAUCUCAAAAAACAAAAUCCCACGUCACUCGAUGAGAAAAUUGCUGAAAUGAGAAAACUGAAAAAUACUGGAAGUGCAGUGGUUGUAGAGGAUGAUGACGUGGAUAGAGAUGAAGAAGAUGAUGUACAACAAUUGGGUGGAAAAGAGACACGGGAUACUGUCAGAGAGAAGAAAAAGAGUGGAAAAUCGAAAAAGUCGAAUGAAAAUGACGAUUUCUUCUCGGCACUUAUCGAUGGGAAAAGUUUGGAUACAAAUGUGAACGUCUCUUUUGAACAAAUGAAUUUGAGUCGACAGAUUUUGAAGGCUUGCGCUGGAGCAGGUUACACGGAUCCAACUCCGAUUCAACAGGCUUGUAUUCCGGUCGCGCUCUCUGGAAAAGACAUUUGCGCCUGUGCUGCCACUGGUACCGGUAAGACUGCGGCAUUCGUUCUCCCAAUCUUGGAACGUAUGAUUUAUCGUCCGAAAGGGGGCAGCUGUACUCGAGUUCUUGUUCUCGUGCCAACCCGGGAAUUGGCUAUCCAAGUGUUCCAAGUUUUCCGUAAACUUUCCACUUUCAUUCAAUUGGAAGUUUGUCUUUGUGCAGGUUCGUUAUUGGGAAAUAUUUUCAUUUUUAUUCUUGUAAAAAUGGAAACAAAAAAUUAA